Messenger RNA from Darwinula stevensoni, 1722 nucleotides. Lineage: Eukaryota; Metazoa; Arthropoda; Ostracoda; Podocopida; Darwinulidae. The record is from the annotation of a GenBank genome assembly.
UUGGGUUUCUCUCUGUGAAUAUCUCGCAUCCGGGAUAGCACAAGAACAAUGAGGCCCCUGAUCCUGAUGUGGGUGCUGGGCGUCGUGGCCCGCGGAGGGAACGUGCCCCUGCCGGUGCGGAUCGAGCACCCGGGACCCCUCGUGGCCAAGGAGGGGUUCGGGCCCGAGGGGCCCGCGAUCGCCAUCGCCGCCGCUCAUCCGUUCGCCGUCGGCGUCGCGCCCUACGCAACCGAGCACCGAUCCCAGUACCACGCCCAGGACAACUACGGCAACUACGCCUACGGCUACGCCAACAAGGACCAGGCCAAGGAGGAGCGCAAGUUCCCUGACGGCACCGUCAUCGGUUCUUACAGUUACAACUCCCCCGACGGCACGCUCGUGACGAACAACUACGUGGCCGACGAGCACGGCUUCCGCUCGAACCUGGCCCCGACCCUCGCCAAGGACAACAACCAGGCCGUCGCCGACGAGGCGUUCAAGGCCGCCUCCAUCGCCCACCAGACCGGGCUCUCCGCGGUCGUCGAGGAGUCCCACCCCAACGGGGCGCCCGUUGCCGUCUCCACCGGAGUCUACGCCCCGUACGUGCAGGCCGCGUACGAGCCCAUGCCGGUCCACUCUUAUGGCCACGCCGCGGUCAAGAAGGAAUACCACGCCGAUCCCUACGGCCACGUCGCGGUCGAGAAGGAAUACCACGCCGAUCCCUACGGUCACGUCGCGGUGAAGAAGGAAUACCACGCUGAUCCCUACGUCGGAGUCCAAGUGGAGAAGGAAUACCGCGCCGAUCCCUACAGUCACGUCGCGGUCGAGAAGGAAUACCAUGCCGAUCCCUACGGUCACGUCGCGGUGAAGAAGGAAUACCGCGCCGAUCCCUACGUCGGAGUCCAGGUGGAGAAGGAAUACCACGCCGAUCCCUACGGUCACGUCGCGGUGGAGAAGGAAUACCACCACCCCGCCCCAGCCGCACCCUUGGUCGUCAAGAAAGAAUACCAACACCUCGCUCCUGUCCCCCCUGUGAUCGUCAAGAAGGAAUUCCACCACCCCGUCCCCGUCGCCCCCGUGGUCGUCAAGAAGGAGUACCACCACCCUGCCCCAGUUGUCGUCAAGAAGGAGCACCACUUCCACGCUCCCGCUCCUGCCGUCGUCGUCAAGAAGGUCCACCACCACCCUGCCCCAGUCGUCGUCAAGAAGGAGCACCACUAUCACGCUCCCGCCCCUGCCGUCGUCGUCGAGAAGGAAUACCAGCACGGCCCGGUCUACUCCGACGUCCACGUUGAAAAGGAGUACCACCACCCCGCCCCUUACGGCGGAGUCAAGGUCGAGAAGGAGUACCACCACACCGACCCCUACGGCUCCGUCAACGUGAGAAAGGAAUACCACGCCGACCCCUACGGCUCCGUCAAGGUCGAGAAGGUCCACCACCACCCCGCCCCCGUCGCCGUCCGCAAGGAAUACCACCACGGACCCGGCUACGAGGUCGAGAAGGUCCACCGCCACCCCGUCCCCGUCGUCUACGGUCGAUCCAUCGACAGCCGCCCCGCCUACGCCGACGUCCCCUACCCCACCGCCAAGACCCACUCCGAGCGCCUGGAGGAAGCCUUCGAAGGGGAACAUGUCCUCAUCAAGGCCCCCUUCGUCCGCCGCUUCCAGAGCUCCACGCCUUACUUCUACGCCAAGCACCCUCGCAGCCACCGGAGGCACUACACCCUGGGGAAGCACCAUUAA